CCGCCUGCCAUUCGCUGCAAACUGUAUCCUGCAGCACCGCCCACUGCACUCCCUGGAGAUUUCCAUGUGUUCCGUCACACAUAAUUUCUGCUUCUGAGAUGCCACCUGUCGCGAAAUCUGCUGCCACAGCAGCUCCACCUUCGGUCCCUGAACAGCGACCACCACCGCAAGUCAAGUCAAAAGUCGCAUUCUCAAUCUUCUUCGCGGCCAACGUCAUUGCUGCAGUCUUCUCGCCAAUCCAGGACUGCGACGAAGUCUUCAACUACUGGGAACCCACUCAUUACCUCAACCAUGGACAUGGCCUGCAAACCUGGGAGUACUCACCCCAGUAUGCGAUCCGAAGCUGGGCGUACACAGGCAUGCAUGCCGCUGUCAUCGAACUUGGACGUCUACUGCCAAUUCUGAAAACAAAGACCUCCCAAUUUUAUUUCCUUCGGAUUGUCCUUGGUUUCGUUUGCGCCUGCUGCGAGACGAAGUUGUUUUCGGUGAUAUCCAAGACUUUGAAUCCGCGUGUCGCCAUCUUCUUCCUCAUGGCCAUGGUAUCCAGUCCAGGGAUGUACCAUGCCUCAAUAGCGUACCUCCCUUCUAGCUUCGCCAUGUAUACGACCAUGGUUGGCUUCGCGGCGUUCAUGAACUGGACCGGUGGCAUGCGGACAGCUCAGGGUAUCUUUUGGUUCGCAGUGGGCGCCCUACUUGGAUGGCCAUUCGCCGGUGCUCUUGUUUUACCCUUCAUCUUUGAGGAACUAUUUCUAGCAGUGACUACUGGACAGGUCGUUCCCUGCAUCAAGAGACUGCUUGAUGGUACAUUCCGAUCUCUUCUCAUCUUGCUGACUCAAGUCGUUAUCGACACGUACUUCUAUAGGAAGCUCGUAUUCGUGCCAUUAAACAUUGUGCUCUACAAUGUCUUCAGCGGAGGGAGUAGAGGUCCCGAUAUCUAUGGCGUUGAGCCGUGGCACUUCUACAUCCGAAAUCUGGCCCUCAACUUCAACUCCUGGUUCUUUCUAGCCAUGGCCGCUCUUCCUCUGCUUUUGCUCCAGCACUUUGCCUCGAGGUCAAUCUUCUCUCAUCAAGCGCUACUACGCGGUAUCACAUUUCUUAGCCCUUUCUACUUGUGGCUUGCGAUAUUCACACUGCAGCCGCACAAAGAAGAAAGAUUCAUGUAUCCAGCUUAUCCCGCGCUGGCCUUUAAUGCAGCGACAUCGUUGCACAUCGUCCUUGCAAAUUUCGGAUCCACGGACCCCAAGAGUCUAUUCAGCAAGAUACCAGCUCAAGUGAAGCUCCUUUUCGUCAGCGCAUUCGUUCUAGCAACUUUCAACAUUGGUGCAUUCCGGACAAUUGGCACCAUGACAGCAUACUCCGCUCCUCUUAGUGUAUAUAGACCGCUCCAGCAGCAAAGCUUCGCACACCAACGUGGUUUCAUUUGCUUGGGCAAAGAGUGGUAUCGCUUUCCAUCAUCCUAUCUCCUUCCAGAGGACACUCGUCCUCGAUUCAUCAAGAGCGAAUUCUCUGGUUUAUUACCUGGGGAAUUCAGUGAACACAUAUCUGGCUACGCAACUUUCGAUGGAGCGUACAUGAUGCCGACUGGCAUGAACGACGAGAAUAUUGAAGACCCUGGAAAAUAUACUCACGUUGAUAACUGUAACUACCUUGUCGACUCACGCAUUCCGAGCAUGCCAGCCACUGAAAAGGAACCCGAUUUCAUGUCGGACACCAAGACCUGGGAGAAGGUCACCUGCCAAAGUUUCCUGGAUGCAAGUAGCACGUCAGUAAUUGGCCGUCUGGUCUGGGUACCAAAUUGGCCAUUCAUACCAGCGCGCUUCCGUAGAACGUGGGGCACCAAGAAGCUUGACGAGAAACUGCAGAGCCUAAACGUAGCCCUGGAAGAAGCAAACAUCGACCCGCAACACCUCCUCUAUGGGUUCCUCGCCCUCUUAACCGCUUGGUGGGCCGUGAGCGCCGGAGUCCGCCGCCUAAGGACCAGGAAACAAGCAAUCCGACCCAGCACGCCUGAUCUCGAGAAAAGAAGCCCCUUCAAAGCACCGCCCAGGCCACCAGGAGUAUGGAUACCCAUGGACUUCAAGCGUCCCCCCGCUCCACCCUACCCCAACUGGUCCCUCACCGAGACAAAGCCCCUCCCCUACCGCCCCUUUCGCCACGGCCCAAAAUACAACAUCACCCUCGGCCUGCGCAACAUGCACUGGGACGAGUGGAUCGAGCUCGACAACGACUACAUGAAGUACCACGACGAAAAAGCGCGACGUAUCGCGGAGCGCGGGGACAGAUGUUGCCGCACGGCGCCCGAAGCCUUUGACGGCGCCGUCGAGCUGCUCGAGGAGCUGUGCGACUACCUGCCCCAGCGAUAUCCUAGCCUGUACAAGAAGACAGACGUGGGUAUUGAUAAUCUGGCUACGGGGGAGACGUUGAAUAUUGUGGAACGCCCGCUGAAGGAAGACCCCAUGGCGCUGGCCGCGCGCCUCGUCCAGGAUGAUCUGGCCAUCAUGUUCGAGCGGCCCGACGGGCAGUACUACCUGCUCGCUGGGGCCAUUCUACUCGCGGGCUUCUGGCGCCUGUCUGACAAAUUCGGGAUGCCGCUCUCGGAAAUCCACACCUCUGGCGACGUCCCCGGCUUCAAGACCAAGCUCGAGAAAAGCAUGAUGAAUUUCUUCCGGAGAGUGCAACCCGAGAGCCCCGUGCUCAGGAACAAUUACUUCAUACAGGUGGAUGAUGGGCUGGCGUGGAGCGAGUCCAUUGGAAACGAGGACGAGGAGGGGAUUGGGUGGUUCACUGCCGAAAAGGACAAGGCGAUUGAACAUCACAUGUUUCGCAGCGAGCGGCAGAGUCUGAGACGGCUCCCGCGCUCCGGCGGCGUCGUCUUCACCAUCCGCACGUACUUCCUGCCCAUCACGGCCAUCUGCGAGGAACCUUACGUCCCGGGGCGAUUGGCCAGCGCGGUGAGGAGCUGGGGCGACGAUGUGAGUAAGUACAAGGGGAAGGAGCGGUAUGGGGAUGUGCUGCUCGAGUAUCUGGACAGGAAGCAUGAGGAGCAGGUGCGUGCGGGUUUGGAUAUGGAGAGGGAGGAUGAGGUGAGGACGUAUCCUUUCUAGACUGUGCGACGUGGGU
This is a messenger RNA of Paraphaeosphaeria sporulosa, 3120 nucleotides long. RefSeq lists its product as uncharacterized. Gene Ontology annotation, biological process: protein N-linked glycosylation. The record is from RefSeq and is a predicted model, not a curated record. Gene Ontology annotation, cellular component: endoplasmic reticulum membrane. The transcript is spliced from 6 exons. Gene Ontology annotation, molecular function: alpha-1,2-mannosyltransferase activity. Bases 99 to 3104 code for a protein of 1001 amino acids. NCBI's taxonomy places the organism in Eukaryota, Fungi, Ascomycota, Dothideomycetes, Pleosporales, Didymosphaeriaceae.